AACAAGUGCUUCCGGUUGGCAUCGUUGUUGCCAAUGAAGCCUGCUUCUAUCUGCGUUUUAGCAGACUGUUUUUUCUGUUUAACGUCCUCUACAGGCUUCUAAUUCUGUCCCAGACACGAGGGGCCUUAUUUUACUGAAUCAGAGCUCUAAACAGAAUGUUGGCGACAGGAGCAGCUGUAACAACAGCACUUGCACAGGUCGACAGAGAAAAGAUCUACCAGUGGAUCAACGAGCUGUCCAGCCCAGAAACCCGAGAGAAUGCCCUGCUGGAGCUCAGCAAGAAGCGGGAGUCUGUUCCUGAUCUCGCUCCCAUGCUCUGGCACUCAUGUGGAACCAUCGCAGCCCUGUUGCAGGAAAUAGUCAACAUCUACCCAUCAAUCAACCCCCCCACCCUGACAGCACAUCAGUCCAAUAGAGUAUGUAACGCCCUGGCGCUGCUCCAGUGUGUGGCCUCUCAUCCAGAGACCAGGUCAGCUUUUCUAGCUGCACACAUACCACUCUUCCUCUACCCAUUUUUACACACAGUCAGCAAAACACGGCCGUUCGAAUACCUCCGCCUCACUAGCCUCGGGGUUAUAGGUGCUCUUGUGAAAACAGAUGAGCAAGAAGUGAUCAACUUUCUGUUGACCACCGAGAUCAUUCCCUUGUGCCUUCGUAUCAUGGAGUCUGGCAGUGAACUCUCAAAAACGGUUGCAACCUUCAUUCUUCAGAAGAUCCUCCUGGAUGACACAGGGCUGGCGUACAUCUGCCAAACGUACGAGCGCUUCUCUCAUGUUGCCAUGAUCCUUGGUAAAAUGGUUCUUCAGCUCUCCAAAGAGCCUUCAGCUCGUCUGCUGAAGCAUGUGGUCCGCUGUUAUUUACGCCUGUCGGACAACUCCAGGGCCAGAGAAGCCCUGCGUCAGUGCCUCCCAGACCAGCUGAAGGACACCACCUUCGCCCAGGUCCUGAAGGACGACACCACCACCAAGCGCUGGCUGGCCCAGCUGGUCAAGAACCUGCAGGAGGGGCAGGUCACCGACCCGCGGGGCAUCCCCCUCCCCCCACAGUGACACCCCUACCUCACUGAAACCCACAACUGAGAGCAGGGGUGUCAAACGUGCGGCCCGGGGACCAGAACCGGCCCACCAAAGGUACCGGCCCGGCCCGACAGUGUCAAAAUGACACUGAAGACUCUGACAGUCAGCGGUGUCGAACUCAUUUUAGUUCCAAACAUUGUUCUGCUUUUCCUGAAUGUCUGUAACACACACACACACAGUAGUGGAAGAAACUGACAGGGUUUAAUUCAAACUCAAAUAUUGACAUGAAAUGUUUGUGGAAAAAUCUUUUUCUGUUUCAAAAGGUUUGGCUCCAUCAGACAAACGCAAACGAAUGCAGAUCUAUUUUUUUUUUUUUGUUAAUUGUAAGCCAAAAAAAAAACCAACCUAAACUGAAUUAGUUUAGUUUGACGUUUCUGGAUGUUUCAUUAUUUGCUGAAACGUCCAGUUUUGACCUGGACAGAACUGAGCAUGUGCAGAAGGAGCAGUGGAACUCUACUGGGCACCGUUCAAAGACUGCAGACGGAUCUAAAUGCAGUUUAUCCCACAUACAUGAGGACAACCAAAGCCUUUUUCCACUACUGAAGAAAUGAUGAGCUGAAGACUAAUACUGUUAAAACUACACAUGGAUUACAGUGUUUUCAGGUUAUUCACUUUUUUUUGUGAAAGGAUUCAUUCAUAAUUUAAUUUGACUUUUUUUGGCACUAAAAGAAAACUGGGGUUGUUGUUUUUAGACUAAUCUGUUCUUAUUUUCCUGGUCUGAUCCUCUGGGUCUGAAUGUGGAACCUGAACUAACAUGAGGUGGACAUCCCUGACGUAGACGAACACCAGCUCCAUCUGUCCCACAGACACCACACUGUUUUUACACAAGAGCACAGCGGCCUUCAACUGAUGAGUUUGUGUUCACACGUGCAAAAACACAGGAUCCGUGGUUUUGGAAACAUUCACAAGUGUUGAGUGGCCUUGUGUUCUGGACCGUUAACGGCUUUUGCAGCCAUCGCUCAUGAACAGAACGCUGGUUUGUGACGUAGUUGCAUCGUUUGUAAAUGCCCGUGGUUGAUCAGAUUUGUUCCUGUCUUCCUUCUACUUUACACCAGGAGAAGAGAAACUUUGUGCAAGUUAACAUUUGUGUGAUUUUUUCCAAUUUUUGUCCUUGAGUUUUGUAAAGGGCUCUGUCAUGUCUUCUGGAACAGCAAAAAAAAAAAAAAGAAAAUAAGUAACCCUGCUGUCAUCAUUUAUUUUCAAAUGAAGUUCAAACAGUUUUCGAGCA
Messenger RNA from Sphaeramia orbicularis (orbiculate cardinalfish), 2304 nucleotides. It is a transcript of the gene cnot9, whose product is annotated as CCR4-NOT transcription complex subunit 9. The coding region runs from base 156 to 1049 and encodes 297 amino acids. Gene Ontology annotation, biological process: mRNA catabolic process. The record is from RefSeq and is a predicted model, not a curated record. The transcript has 8 exons. NCBI's taxonomy places the organism in Eukaryota, Metazoa, Chordata, Actinopteri, Kurtiformes, Apogonidae. Gene Ontology annotation, cellular component: CCR4-NOT complex.